Messenger RNA from Vicia faba (fava bean), 765 nucleotides. The record is from the annotation of a GenBank genome assembly. NCBI's taxonomy places the organism in Eukaryota, Viridiplantae, Streptophyta, Magnoliopsida, Fabales, Fabaceae.
AUGGCUGAAUCUGUUGGUUUCGAUAACCUUGAUUCACUGGUUGAUAAAACUGCAGGUCAACGAGAAAUUCAUAAGGCUUUUCAUAAAACUGAGUAUUUAUGUUUGACAUCAAAUUACAUUGAUGAAUCAUGGCAAUUCAGAAAGAGGAUAUUCAAUUUUAUACGGAUUGAUCCUUCUCAUACUCAAGACAUGCUUUCAGCAGCUGUGAUGUCUUGUUUAAAGGAUUGGGAUAUUGAGCGUAAGUUGUUCUCCAUGAUUUUGGACAGUUGUUCUAGCUGUGACAACACUGCAUCUAGAAUCAGUGAGAAACUUAUGCAAAACAUGUUUCUUUAUUGUAAAGGUCAAUUAUUUGAUAUAUGUUGUGUUUCCACUGAUAAUUCUGAGCUCAAGGAAAGGUGUUUGGUUUAUGAUAGUGUUGUGAAUACUACUUACAUGGAUGGGUUCUUUAAUCAAGGAAGAGAUAAUGAGGGUAUGGAUUCUUACAAGUUGUUCAUGGAUUGCCAGUUUAGGAUGCUUCCAGCAACUAGUAAUGUUCUGCUGGAGGUUUUUCUUAAGCAUGGUAAGCAAAAGGAGGCUUGGGAAUUGUUUGAUCAGAUGUUAGAUAAUCACACUCCUCCUAAUUUUCAAGCUGUUAAUUUUGAUACUUUAAAUGCCAUGGUUAAUGAGUGCUUUAAGCUAGGUAAGAUUGAUGAAGUUGUUGCUGCUUUUAGGAAGGUUGAUUACACUUUCACAUGUAUCAGUGGAGUUUUUCUCUUUAUACUAUGA